AUGUUUACAUUCACGCCCCUUCUGGGCGCCCAGUUCUCUUCGUCAAGAGCAUCGCAGUCGAUCCUCGAGCUUGAAGGUGGAAUUAAGAUUCUUGUCGAUGUUGGCUGGGACGAGACUUUUGAUGCCUUGGAGCUGGCCGAGCUAGAAAAGCAUAUUCCCACACUUUCCUUGGUACUCCUAACGCAUGCGACCAUAUCCCACCUCGGUGCUUUUGCGCACUGCUGUAAGAUGUUUCCGCUUUUCAAUCAAAUCCCAGUUUAUGCCACCGGCCCGGUUAUCUCGCUCGGGAGAACGCUACUCCAAGACAUGUACGCAUCGGCGCCCCUCGCCGCGACCUUUCUACCCAAAGCAUCUCUAUCUGAGCCCGGAGCAUCCACGUCGGCAGCGUCCGCAACAGCAGAAACAGCGUCUGCAGAAGGGUCCGAAGACAGUCGCAGUAAUCUUGCUACAACUGGCAGGAUCCUCCUUCAACCACCUAAUGCCGAGGAAAUCGCUCGAUACUUCUCACUUAUUCACCCGCUUAAAUAUUCACAGCCUCAUUCUCCCCUUUGUUCGCCUUUUUCUCCUCCACUUGACGGCUUGACUUUGACUGCGUACAGCGCCGGUCACACAGUGGGAGGAACAAUAUGGCAUAUUCAGCAUGGCAUGGAGUCUAUUGUCUACGCUGUAGAUUGGAAUCAAGCGAGGGAGAAUGUGGUAGCGGGUGCUGCCUGGUUUGGAGGUACCGGGACCGAAGUUAUUGAACAAUUGCGCAAGCCUACAGCAUUGAUUUGUAGUGCCAAGGGUGGAGACAAAAUUGCCCCUCCAGGCGGCCUGCAGAAAAGAGAUGCAUUGCUCUUUGACAUGAUCCGCAGUAGCCUUGCAAAGGGUGGAUCUGUUCUAAUUCCUACAGAUACCAGUGCCCGGGUCCUUGAGCUGUCAUACGCUUUAGAACAUGCUUGGCGUGAUGCGGCUGAUUCUGAGGAUCACGAAGAUGCGUUCAAAAAUGCUGAGCUCUACUUGGCUGGACGGAAAGCACACAGUACUAUGCGCCUAGCUAGAAUUAGAGAGUUCGAGGCCGUCGAGGGAGGCGAUUCAGCAACAGCAGCUCGAAGUCACAAGAGAACUGACAGCCAGGGCCGUAGUGCUGCCCCCCCUUCGCGAGACAAACAACAGUCCGUCAAACUGGGACCCUUUACAUUGAAGCACUUGAAGAUUGUUGAGCAAAAAAAGAAACUGGAGAAAAUCAUAGCUGAUGGCACCCCAAAAGUUAUCAUUGCCUCAGACACUUCGCUAGAUUGGGGGUAUUCAAAGCAGACGUUCCGUCAUCUGGCACAGGGCUCGCAAAAUUUAAUAAUUCUGACUGAAUCGCUUCCGAUUCGCUAUCAGAUUGAUGAACUAGAACAAACGGAGAAAAUGACUCUUGGGAGGAUGAUUUGGCGAUGGUAUGAAGAAAGGAAGGAUGGCGUGGCUAUGGAAACAACCUCGAGCGGAGAAUUACUUGAGCAGAUACAUUCGGGUGGACGAGAAAUUUCAGUGACGGAUGUAGAUCGGGUUCCGCUUGAUGUCGAUGAGCAGGUACUCUAUCAGCAAUAUCUUGCAACCCAAAGGCAAAUCCAGAAUACAUCCCAGGCACGCGGGGAUUCCAAUAUGGAUACUGCCGCGGAUGCUCUUGACGAUGGGGCUAGUUCAACGUCAUCCGAGGAUUCCGAGUCAGAACAGCAAGGAAGGAUCCUUAACUUUUCGACCUCAUUGGCACAUUCUAAUCGAAGUAAGAUUGGCUUAAGAGAUGAGGACCUGGGCAUUAACGUCCUUCUGAGACGCAAAAAUGUCUUUGAUUAUGAUGUCCGUGGAAAGAAAGGCCGUGAGCGCAUGUUUCCCUAUGUUGCUCCCAAGAAACGCGGUGAUGAGUAUGGAGAAUUUAUCCGCCCAGAGGAGUACCUGAGAGCAGAAGAGCGUGAAGAAACAGCAGAUAUUCAACAGCAAGCUUCUGGACCGCAAGGCGAAAUGAGGCUUGGACAGAAACGCCGAUGGGAUGAAACAGGUCAGAAGGGCCCUACCGGAGGUACGGGCAAACGUCAAGCACUAUCUCAAGAGGGAGUUCUGGAUGGCAGUGCGGAAGAACUUGGUCUUCGCGAUGACCUGACUGCUCCCAGCGACGGUGCGGAUCUAUCUGACAAUGAAAUUGACGAACCGCCAUUUGAAGGGCCUGCUAAAACAGCGUAUCAAUACUCUACUAUCACUGUUAAUGCGCGAAUUGCAUUUGUUGACUACACGGGCCUGCAUGAUAAGCGAAGUCUUGAGAUGCUGAUUCCUCUUAUCCAACCCCGCAAACUGAUUCUUGUGGGUGGCGUGAAAGAGGAGAUAGCAAGCCUUGCUGCUGAAUGUCGGAACUUGCUUGCAGGUAAAGACGGAGGCGAUAAAUCUGUGGCUGUUGAUGUCUUCACACCAAACAAUGGGGAAGCAAUUGAUGCCAGUGUUGACACCAAUGCCUGGGUGGUGAAACUGAGCAACAGCCUGGUUAGACGACUCAGGUGGCAACAUGUACGGAGCCUUGGUGUCGUAGCUCUUACUGCCCAACUUAAGCCGCCAGAGAGAGUUGCUGCCGAAAACGAUAUCAAUGAGUCAGCCAAUAAAAAGCAAAAGUUGCUGGAAAGUGAGCCAGAUGCUGUCGUUACCCCGGUUGACGGAGUUAAUGACUCAUCAGCAUCGAAGACCGAUGCGUAUCCCAUUCUAGACAUACUUCCGGCUAAUAUUGCAGCUGGGACUCGCUCCAUGGCUCGCCCGCUGCACGUGGGCGAUCUUCGGCUUGCCGACUUGCGGAAACUCAUGAUAUCUGCGGGGCAUAAAGCAGAAUUUCGCGGAGAGGGAACGUUACUAAUCGACGGCAUGGUAGCAGUCCGCAAGUCUAGCACCGGUGCCAUUGAAGUUGAGGCUGCAGCGCAGUCUUUCGCAUCAGAACGCAGGGGUGCUGGCAGCUUUCUAGCUGUGAAACGUAAGAUUUAUGAAGGGCUUGCAGUUGUUGCGGGUGGUUAA
Molecule: messenger RNA, 3015 nt
Organism: Talaromyces atroroseus
Lineage: Eukaryota; Fungi; Ascomycota; Eurotiomycetes; Eurotiales; Trichocomaceae
Exons: 3
Coding region: 1-3015 (1004 amino acids)
Biological process (GO): mRNA 3'-end processing by stem-loop binding and cleavage
Cellular component (GO): mRNA cleavage and polyadenylation specificity factor complex
Molecular function (GO): RNA binding
Source: RefSeq, a predicted model, not a curated record